Molecule: messenger RNA, 1994 nt
Organism: Coturnix japonica (Japanese quail)
Lineage: Eukaryota; Metazoa; Chordata; Aves; Galliformes; Phasianidae
Gene: CLTRN
Product: collectrin, amino acid transport regulator
Biological process (GO): positive regulation of amino acid transport
Cellular component (GO): plasma membrane; extracellular exosome
Source: RefSeq, a predicted model, not a curated record
CACAGAAAGUUUAAGAGUGCUUUGCACCAGAGACUUACUUCUUUUAGCCUCAACUUUUCCAUACUGAAAGGAUGUUAGGAGUUCUGCUGCUUGCUUUCUCUAUAGUUUCUGUUGCUUCUGCUGAGCUCUGCAAGCCAGAUGCACAGAAUGCUUUCAAAGUACGGCUUAGUAUCAAAACAGCUUUGGGAGAUAAUGCAUAUGCCUGGGAUGCAAAUGAAGAGUACCUCUUCAAAGCAAUGAUGGCUUUUGCAAUGAGAAGAUACUCCAGCAAGAGCACAACUCAAAUUUCCAACGUGCUGCUCUGCAAUGUGACGGAUCGGGUGUCAUUUUGGUUUGUGGUCACUGAUUCCUCCAAAAACACGACAACUGUUCCGGGAAGUGAGGUAGAGGCAGCCAUCAGGAUGAACCGGAACAGAAUCAACAGUGCCUUCCUUCUGAGUGACAAAACAUUGCAGUUCCUGAAGAUAUCCACAACUUUAUCACCACCUGUUGAGCCCUCCACACCUGUCUGGCUUAUUGUAUUUGGUGUUGUUCUUUCUCUCAUUGUGGCUGGAAUUGUUUUCCUCAUUGUUUCAGGGAUUCAGCAACGCAAGAAGAAGAAUAAAGAGUCAACAGAGAGAGAAAAUUUAGAAGAGAAAGGCGAAGUGACAAUAACAAUAGAAAAUGGGAUUCCUUGCGAAACACUGGAUUUAAAAGCAGGCCACGUUAAUGGAGUCUUUGCAGCAGAUGAUGAACGGUUCACAUCCUUAUGAAAUGCUGCCAUUGCUAUCUGGUGCUCUUUUGAAAGACUCCUGUGCCCACCUUAUCUCGUCUCUACUCCUGAAUGUCAAACAUGAAGACAAGAAAAAUGUCCUUUCACUUAAUUUCCCUUGAGAGAACCUUUUACUGAUAACACAUACACUGGAGCUUCCAUUACAGUGCUUUUGUUCGUGAGCAAAGCAAAAGAGAAGACCUCACAUUACAGCCAUUUAAGAUUUCAGAAAGAUGUGUGACAGAACAGAGCUGAAACCUGCCUUGUGUCAGGCAUUGAAAUUUAAAUGAUUAUUUAAAUGUCUAUUGUUGUUUUUCCUUGAUAUAAACGUGAGGCUGCAUUAUUCUUGACUGUCACAGGGGAGAUCAUUUAUCACUGUCAAUUCUGUCUGGGCUUUCUUUUAAGCCAUAUAGAAAAGUUUUCUCUGUAAGCUGACUUCUGUUUGCUAAUACACUGUAUGCUUUUGGUUGGAAUAGUGAUCAGUGCAUGAGGCUUUUAGUUUAUCUGGGGGAAUAAAAGCUCUCAUAGCCCCUGUAAAAGCAGGUUAAAAGAAGAACUGAGCCUGAGUAAUGGAGAGUUUCAUGUGUGGGUAAUUGCAGACAGAGGAUAUAAAUAUGUUGAAGUAAAAUAGGACAUUUGUGGUCACCAAAUGGCUACCCACACCACUGGAGGUAGGUUCUGACCAUUAGCUAUCACAUUUUCUGUGUCAUGUUUGGAGACAAUGCUAGAAAUCUCAUUUGCUUAUUAUGGUUAUUCUGUACAUUUGGAUCCUUCACCCAUAGGAACAGGUUAAAUCAGGAUAAAAGCUCUUUGUAAAGGACCCUCCAGUAUCCUGAAAGUUAAGGAGGUUUUCAUGCCCUCAGGUACGAGUUCUUUAGCAUUUUGGCUGUAUCAGGCAUCUUUGGCUACCCAUUUGGCUUGGCUCUGUCUGUUGGGAAUGGGAUGAGCAGAAGUGGGAGGGGAAUGGGGAAACAGCAGGGUGGGGCAGGGAAACUGAGCAAGUGGAGUGCAGAGCUGGGUGAGGGUGGGGGGAGGAGGGCAAAAUAUCAAAUAAAACUGUGUCCCAACAACCGUUUGCCUCAUUUGGUCUCCUCCCAUGUCCUAGUGCUGGGCCUCUCUGGACAAGGAAUGUGACUUCUCCAUAUUCUGGAGUGUGAGCUGCUUGCUUCUCAGUUACUGAUGAUAACAUUUCAUUGCUUCAAAUAGCAUUCAGCAACACAGAGACAUAUUUCUUACAGGCACA